UUUUACGUCAUCUAAAAGCGCGCAAGUGCCUUGUGGCUGACAGCAGUUAGUAAGCCACACGGUUAGUUAAUGCUUUUAGGACAAUCCCUUCAUUUUCACAUUUCUUGAAUUAAUACGAUGUCUUCGCUCCUGAAGGUGGACAAUGAAAUCAAAACAAAGGUUGAUGCUUUUAGAGAACGAAUUACAUCAGAGGCUGAAGACUUGGUUGCAAACUUUUUCCCGAAGAAAUUGUUAGAACUGGACCAGUUUUUGAAGGAUCCCACAAUUAAUAUCACGGAGCUGCAGGAAAUUCAUUCAGAGAUCAAUCUGACAGUGCCAGACCCAAUUCUGCUUACAGACAUCCACGAUGGGAUUGAGGGGCAAAAUGCUAAAAAGAGGAAAUUUGAAGAUGGAGCAGGAGACGACAAAGUUGGCGGGACCAAGGUCUUUGUCAUGCCUGGUGGAAUGAUGAAAAGCAAUGGCAAGCUGGUGGAGCUGAUUGAAAAAGUCAAGCCUGAAAUCAGAACUCUUAUGGAAAAAUGCAACACAGUCAAGAUGUGGGUUCAGUUGUUAAUCCCUAGAAUAGAAGAUGGCAACAAUUUUGGUGUCUCAAUUCAGGAGGAGACGGUUGCUGAACUCAGAACAGUGGAAGGGGAAGCAGCAUCUUUCUUAGACCAGAUAUCCAGGUACUAUAUCACAAGGGCAAAGCUGGUUUCCAAAAUAGCAAAAUACCCUCAUGUUGAGGAUUAUCGCCGCACAGUGACAGAGAUUGAUGAGAAGGAAUACAUCAGCCUCAAGAUUAUAGUGUCAGAACUGCGAAAUCAAUACGUAACAUUACAUGACAUGAUCCUGAAGAACAUCGAGAAGAUCAAGAGGCCGAGAAGCAGCAAUACUGACGCCCUGUACUAAGACCCCCGUCCCCUUUCCUUCCCGGCCCGAUUCUCCACCAUUUGGAGCUCGUGUUAGCUUUCAGGUGGUUCUAGAAUAGUUCCGUCACCCAUUAUGACCAGGCCAAGAGACGCACCACUCGAUCGGGCCUGAUAGAACAUGCCACUUAAGAUAGAAUUGUAAAAUAUUGUCACUAUUUUAAACCCUUCAAAAUAAGCCCUUUUUUGUUUUGUUUCUUAGCGGACAGUGUAAAUGUAUAAAGGCAGAGCCUGAACAUGCGUCGCAAAGAAACUGUCUCCGAUUUGUUUUUCUUUAUUUAAUUAAAGAAACACUUCAAUCGUGAGUUUCUUUUUUUUAUCAUUUGCAAAGCCAAAGUCCAUGUAGUUCAGUUUUUGAAUCCACUUCUGAGACUCUCUGGGUCGCGUGAUUGAUGGAUCUACCCUUGAUGGUCGGUUUCUCCGGUCGAGAAGCUCUUAUUGAUGCUGUAUUUCACUUAAGCGUUUUGCGUUGUUCAUCUGAAAUGUACGUGUAGGCUAAAGAGUGGAAGCGAGGCAGUUCAUGUGCAAGAUUUUAUUUGGAGUGUGAGCUGACAAUUAUUACAUGGAGUAUUAUAUUUUCAUCUGAAACGACUGAUUCAUCAAAUCCUGGAAGCUUUUUAUUGUUCUUUUUGUCCAGUUUUAAGAGUGAUACAUUUUGCUGAAUAAACUAUUGUUUUUACAAUA
Molecule: messenger RNA, 1589 nt
Organism: Danio rerio (zebrafish)
Lineage: Eukaryota; Metazoa; Chordata; Actinopteri; Cypriniformes; Danionidae
Gene: psme3
Product: proteasome activator subunit 3
Cellular component (GO): cytoplasm; nucleus; proteasome activator complex
Source: RefSeq, marked provisional